AACAAGUUAAAGCUGCCUGUACGACGAGUACUUGCAAAACAAUAACAACAAAGGCAUGCACAAGCUGUUGCUUGGCGGGGUUUAGACAAAUAGCACAACAGAAUUGAAAAUGAAACGUUGCAUACAAGAAGAGGAGAUGAUUCCGAAAAUAAAAAACAUUGGCAUUUAUUUCGCUUUCGCCGCUUGACGUUAUUAGAAGUGCGAGCAGAGUAGUAAGGCAAGCUUAGGCGCGUUUGUGUUUUGUGCUUUCUUAAUAACAUUAUUGGUGUUAUUUCAAAUAAAAAUUAUUUAAUGAGAGAAUAAAUAUUGUAUAUUUUAAAAAUAUAUAUUUAAAUAAAGUGAAUAAUAUGUUAAAUGCAUAAAGUGUGAAGAAAUUAAAAUUAUAAAAUUGAAUUAAAAGAAACAACACAGUAAAGCGUGAGUGAACUGUUUUUUUUUUUUAUAUACAAUUUACUUAAAUUGACACAUUUUUGGAUUACGCAUUUGAUAUUCCUUUUGCUUCGAAAAGGUCAUUGAGCUUAUCAACAAUUUGAAAGACUAAACGCAAAUAAAAUAAUUCUCUGGCAAGAUGACGACUGACUGUGGGACUUGGAUAAGCAAAUACAUGCUUUGUUUAUUUAAUUUUAUAUUUUUUGUACUUGGAACGAUUAUGCUCGGCGUCGGUAUAUGGUUAUGUAUUGAUAAAGCUUCUCUAAUUGUGCUACUCAAACUGGUCGAAGGGAAACAUAUCAAUGAAAUCGAUCAUUUAAUCAAGAAAGAAGUUUUCCUCAAAAUUCAAGAAGUUUUUUUUCAUGAUUUUACACAACCACAGGUCAUUGAACAGAUGGCCUAUGUUUUGAUUGCCAUCGGAGGAAUUAUGUUUGUUCUAAGUUUUCUUGGCUACUGUGGAGCGAUACGAGAAUCGCGUUGCUUCUUAAUGACAUAUGGUGUACUACUAAUUAUGUUACUUGUAGCCGAAAUCGUGGCUGGCGGACUUGCUGCAUUUUAUAAGGAAACUGCUCGUAACGAAACGAAAAACUUUUUGGAAACAACAAUUACGAACUAUUAUAAGUCCAGUGACAAUCCUGAUGCAGUAACCCAUAUGUGGAAUCAAAUGAUGAGCAAUUUUGCUUGCUGUGGCGUAAAUGAUUAUCGUGAUUUCGAAAAGUCUCAAUCAUGGAUGGAACGCCGAGGUAAUCAUACAAUACCGGAGGCAUGCUGUAUACUGAAGGAUGUGUCUAAUUAUAUACCACGAGAUGACGAUUGUGUAACAAAUCCCAAUGAAAAUAAUAGUUUCUACAAAAAUGGCUGCUAUGACGUCAUGGUUGAUUGGAUUAUAUCCCAUCGUGAAAUUAUAAUUGGAGUUUUAGCAGUAGUUGCAAUUAUUCACAUAAUUGGCAUUAUCCUCGCUUUAAGUCUGUACAAAUCGUUUUCUAAAUAUCAUGGAAUGAGACUGUAAUUCUUAGCAGUCUAAAGUUAUAUAUUAUUUUAGACAAUUAAAAAAAAAAACAAAUAA
Messenger RNA from Teleopsis dalmanni, 1495 nucleotides. RefSeq names its product tetraspanin-18. Gene Ontology annotation, cellular component: membrane. NCBI's taxonomy places the organism in Eukaryota, Metazoa, Arthropoda, Insecta, Diptera, Diopsidae. The coding region runs from base 569 to 1438 and encodes 289 amino acids. The transcript is spliced from 9 exons. The record is from RefSeq and is a predicted model, not a curated record.